AGCAGUGCAUCUCAGCCGAGGGGUUUGGAGGUACCCGAGCCGGAGUCGGGUGGCUCUCUGAGGAUUGGGAGCAGCUGUAUGGUGCUGUUAGCACUGAGAAAGUCCCCCUUUGCUUCUUGUAAAUUAAGUUCCUUGUCACCAGUUAGGGCAAGUCAGCCAAGAGUUGCUGUAUUGAGGAAUAUGAAGCCACUGGGCAGAAACCAGGCCACUGACUUCUAGUUGCAUGAGCUGGGCAAAUUCACAUGUAGGUUACAGAAGCAGCAGGUGGUGAACCUUCAAGAACUGAGCCUCAGUUGCCAGAAUUUGUUGAUGGAUUGACAUAUCCCAUAUCACCAAAAUACAGGUAGAAGAUGGUUGGAUGUGGAUACCCACUGUGAAGACUUAGAAUCGGAAACCUACAACUUCAUUUUUUUAAUACCAUUUCAGGAUGUAAAUAUGGUUUGACCUUUCCCCAGUGGGCAGUUAAACCAUGGACAAGCUAAAAAACUCACUUUGGACUGUUUUUCCAAACAAAGCUUCACCUUCUUCCUUCAGUGCCCAAUAAGGGAUUACAAUUGAUAAGGGAAAGAAAGAAAAUCAUUGAACUGGAAAGUUAUCUUACAAUGAGAAUUACGAGUACAUCUUGCAUCUGCCCAGUCCUAGUUUGUCUCUGUUUUGUGCAGAGGUGCUAUGGGGCUGCUCAUCACAGCUCCAUUAAGGUGACCAGAAAUCAAACCAAACACAUAGAGGGUGAAACAGAAGUCCACCAUCGCCCCAAACGUGGAUGGGUGUGGAACCAAUUCUUCGUUUUAGAAGAACACAUGGGACCAGAUCCUCAAUAUGUGGGAAAACUGCACUCCAAUUCUGACAAAGGUGAUGGAUCAGUCAAAUAUAUCCUUACUGGAGAAGGGGCUGGGACAAUAUUUAUCAUUGAUGACACCACAGGAGACAUUCAUUCAACCAAAAGUCUAGAUCGAGAGCAGAAGACUCACUAUGUCCUGCAUGCCCAGGCAAUUGAUAGAUGGACAAACAAGCCUCUUGAACCUGAAUCUGAAUUUAUUAUCAAAGUACAAGACAUCAAUGACAAUGCACCCAAAUUUACAGAUGGACCAUACAUCGUAACUGUGCCAGAAAUGUCUGACAUGGGUACCUCUGUUCUACAGGUGACAGCUACAGAUGCAGAUGACCCAACCUAUGGAAACAGUGCUCGAGUGGUGUAUAGUAUUCUUCAAGGACAGCCAUACUUCUCUGUUGAUCCCAAAACAGAUAACUCUGUUAAGCAUGAAGAAAGGAAAGGGCUGUGGCUGUCAAUGGGGGAAGUUUUGAGUGAAGUGAGAAAAAAAUUUGGCCCUCCUAAUACCAAAACGCCAG
This is a messenger RNA of Phascolarctos cinereus (koala), 1350 nucleotides long. The record is from RefSeq and is a predicted model, not a curated record. NCBI's taxonomy places the organism in Eukaryota, Metazoa, Chordata, Mammalia, Diprotodontia, Phascolarctidae.